AUGGCUCAUGAAAUCAAUUCUCACAAAGGAAAAGUGAAAGAUCCGCAAACAACGAAUACCAAUAAUACUUUCAAAAGAAAGUCGAGAUUUCCACAUACCACACCACGCAAUGGCGCCAUUCUGCAAGUAAACAUUUACGAUCAAUACAAGCGUCAUCCUGAAUUCCUGAGAAAAAUUUUUCAUGAAUCUCGCCCUUAUCCAAAAUUGGUUCAAGCCAUUUUAGUUAUCCGGGCACAAACUGGUGUGACCCACAACGAACUCGUCACGAACUGGAGUGACAUUCAUCGAUCUCCUUAUGAACAGUUACAGCCUCAUGUAGAGCAUAAUAAGUGCCUAGAUCCGUUAACCCCUAUACAACUCGGGAGACAUAAUAUGGAAUACGCUGAACAUUCAUCGGUUGAACCUGAGCUGGUUGAUGUGAAGACACAAUGGCAAUACGUGGAGGUGGAGGUAAUGGCUGACCUGGAGGGACAAUAA
Acaulospora morrowiae is the source of this 477-nucleotide messenger RNA. The record is from the annotation of a GenBank genome assembly. NCBI's taxonomy places the organism in Eukaryota, Fungi, Glomeromycota, Glomeromycetes, Diversisporales, Acaulosporaceae.